Molecule: messenger RNA, 2255 nt
Organism: Prosopis cineraria
Lineage: Eukaryota; Viridiplantae; Streptophyta; Magnoliopsida; Fabales; Fabaceae
Product: scarecrow-like protein 13
Exons: 2
Coding region: 374-2047 (557 amino acids)
Biological process (GO): regulation of DNA-templated transcription
Cellular component (GO): nucleus
Molecular function (GO): DNA-binding transcription factor activity; sequence-specific DNA binding
Source: RefSeq, a predicted model, not a curated record
CCCUGCAUUAAUAAUUCAUCAUUUUACCAUUACAGAGGCGGCUGACACGCCUUCCUCUUGUCUCUCUCUGCUCUCUGCUCUUCAAUCACACUUCUCUCCCCACAAUCGCUCCACUGAACCUGACGCUAGUGAGAUGUUCAGGCUGAGUCUCUUUAACAUUUUCCUGGAUGGUUUGUGGGAAUAACUUCUGCCGACAAUUGAAGCAUCUUUCGUCUUUACAAUAUGCAGAUUGAUUAUUCAGCGAAACCGCUUAAAUUAGCUUUUUACAUCUUGUAAACGAGUGAUUUUGAACCUGUUGCGGAGAACCUUCGCAAUCAUUGUUCAGAAAGGUUGACUAGAUUCUCUGACCAAGUUGAAAAGCAACCUGUUUUAGAUGCAAACGACGCAGAAACACCCUAGUUCAGUUGGUUUCCAUCUGUAUCACCAGCCGAUGCAGAGCACAAACAAAUACCAUUUGUCUCCUUUCCAGAUUUUGCCAAGCAAUUCAUAUAAUGAAAUCCUUGGUGAUAGCAGCCAGGGAACCACAGUUUCUUUUGAAAACUGCAACCAGCAAUACUUUACUCUUGAAUCAUCCCUACCACCUCCUGGUCCCAUAGCUUGUGAUUCGUCUUCCUUUGCUAGCAAUUCAUCUAACAGGAGUCCUUUUUCUCCGCAAGGUUCUCAGACUCAGUCAUCCCUUUCAGAUCAGCUCCUAUCCGUGGACAACAUCUAUGGAUCGCCAACUAGUGGGUGCUCUAGUGUUGAUGGUGGCAAUGAAUGGAAGUACAGACUUAAGGAAAUAGCGAACGAAUUGUUGGGACCUGAGUCAGAUAUUGUUGACAGCUGUGACUGCUGCCCUGAAGGCGGCCACCACCUAACAUCUCCGAUGUCUGUAUGGAAUUGGGAUCAGAUUGUAGAAAAGAUUCCCAAUUUAGACUUGAGAGCUGUCCUCACUGCUUGUGCACAAGCUGUGUCCGAGGGAGAUUUUCAAAAAGCAGCAGGAUGGAUGGAUAAAGUAUUGGUGAAGAUGGUGUCAGUUUCUGGGGAUCCAAUUCAGAGGUUGGGAGCUUAUAUGUUGGAGGGGCUUAGAGCGAGGGUGGUAUCAUCAGGGAGUUCAAUCUACAAAUCUUUGAAGUGUGAACAAGAACAGCCGCCAACAAGCAAAGAACUUAUGAAUUACAUGGGCAUCCUCUAUAGGAUUUGCCCAUACUGGCCGUUUGCUUACACGUCUGCAAAUGCUGUCAUCCAGGAAGCAAUGCAAAAUGAAUCCAGAAUUCAUAUAAUUGACUUCCAAAUCGCACAGGGCACCCAGUGGAAGUUACUGAUUCAGGCUCUUGCACAGCGGCCUGGGGGCCCCCCAUACAUUCGUGUAACCGGCGUUGACGAUUCCCAAUCAUUUCAUGCUCGAGGCGGAGGGCUUCAUAUUGUAGGACAACAUUUGGCGAAUCAUGCCAAGUCUCUUGGAGUGCCGUUUGAGUUCCAUAGUGCUGCCAUGUCAGGCUGCAAGGUUCAACUUGAGGACCUUGGAGUUCGACCUGGGGAAGCUGUGGCUGUGAAUUUUCCUUAUGUUCUGCACCACAUGCCAGAUGAGAGUGUUAGCACAGAGAACCAUAGAGACAGGUUAUUGAGAUUGGUCAAGAGCUUGUCUCCCAAAGUAAUGACCCUUGUUGAGCAAGAAUCCAACACCAACACUUCCCCCUUUUACCAAAGGUUUGUCGAGACACUGAGUUAUUACUCAGCUAUGUUUGAAUCAAUUGAUGCGGCCAGCUCUAGCAGAGACGAUAAGGAGCGGAUUAAUGCAGAGCAGCACUGUGUGGCUCGAGACAUUGUCAACAUGAUAGCUUGUGAGGGGCCGGAGAGGGUGGAAAGGCAUGAACUGCUAGGAAAGUGGAGGUCAAGACUUUUCAUGGCCGGUUUUAAACAACACCCGUUGAGUGCCUCGACUGCAGCUGCAGUCAGAAAUUUAUUGAAGGGUUUCAAUGAAAAGUAUAGGCUUGACUACAGGGAUGGUGCGCUCUAUCUUUUUUGGAUGGACAGAGCUAUGGCCACCUCCUCCGCUUGGUGGUGAUUCUGACUGCUUUAUAGAGAUCUGUACAUUUUCUUAUGUUUUUUUUUCCUUCCCUGAGCUUUAGCAUAAAUCAGUUGUAUCGGCAGAAUCUUCAUAGGACUUGCUCAAGGUUAAGCUUUGAUGCAACAUGUGUUGUAGUAAUCUCAGGAGCUGCUGUAAAUGUCAAAUACUAGAAUGAUAGAAAAAGAAAUCUCCAAUUGCUGUAUAA